Molecule: messenger RNA, 3539 nt
Organism: Galeopterus variegatus (Sunda flying lemur)
Lineage: Eukaryota; Metazoa; Chordata; Mammalia; Dermoptera; Cynocephalidae
Gene: MYBPC2
Product: myosin binding protein C, fast type
Exons: 28
Coding region: 1-3414 (1137 amino acids)
Molecular function (GO): protein binding
Source: RefSeq, a predicted model, not a curated record
AUGCCUGAGGCAAAACCAGAGGCCAAAAAGACCCCUGAAGGUAAAGAUGCCCCCAAACGAGCCUCCAAAGAAGCUCCCCCUAAAGAGGUUCCUAAAGAAGCCUCACCUGAGGGCCAGUCUCCCAUUGCUGAGGAGCCCACCGGCAUUUUCCUAAAGAAGCCAGAGUCUGUAUCGGUGGAGACUGGAAAGGACAUGGUGAUCUCAGCCAAGGUGAACGGGAAGGAGUUCGAAGGCAAACCGACCAUCAAGUGGUUCAAGGGGAAGUGGCUGGAGCUGGGCAGCAAGAGCGGGGCCCGAUUCUCCUUCAAGGAGUCCCAUGACUCUGCUAGCAAUGUAUACACCGUGGAGCUGCAUAUUGGGAAGGUGGUACUGGGGGACCGUGGGGAUUACCGCCUCGAGGUCAAAGCCAAGAACACCUGCGACAGCUGUGGCUUCAACAUCGAUGUGGAGGCACCUCGUCAGGAUGCCUCUGGGCAGAAUCUAGAAAGCUUCAAGCGUGCGGGUGAAGGGAAGUCAGAAAACGCUGGUGAGCUGGAUUUCAGCAGCCUGUUGAAGAAGAGGGAGGUGGUUGAGGAGGAGAAGAAGAAGAAGAAGAAAGAUGAUGAUGACCUAGGCAUCCCCCCAGAGAUCUGGGAGCUCCUGAAAGGGGCAAAGAAGAGUGAGUACGAGAGAAUCGCCUUCCAGUAUGGCAUCACAGACCUCCGUGGCAUGCUGAAGCGGCUCAAGAAGGCCAAGGUCGAGGUUAAGAAGAGUGAAGCCUUCACGAAGAAGCUGGAUCCAGCCUAUCAAGUGGACAGGGGCAACAAGAUCAAGCUGGUGGUAGAGAUCAGUGAUCCAGACCUUCCCCUCAAAUGGUUCAAGAAUGGCCAGGAGAUCAAACCAAGUAGCAAGUACGUGUUCGAGAAUGUCGGUAAGAAGAGAAUUCUCACCAUCAACAAGUGCACACUGGCAGAUGAUGCUGCCUACGAGGCAGCCGUCAAGGAUGAGAAAUGUUUCACCGAGCUCUUUGUCAAAGAACCUCCAGUCCUGAUUGUCACACCCCUUGAAGACCAGCAAGUGUUUGUGGGUGACCGGGUGGAAAUGAUGGUGGAGGUGUCGGAAGAUGGUGCCCAGGUCAUGUGGAUGAAAGAUGGUGUGGAGUUGACCCGGGAGGACUCCUACAAUGCCAGAUACCGUUUCAAGAAGGACGGGAAGCGCCACAUUCUGAUCUACUCAGAUGUGACCCAGGAGGACAGGGGUCGCUAUCAGGUCAUGACCAAUGGUGGCCAAUGUGAGGCUGAGCUCAUUGUGGAAGAGAAACAGCUGGAAGUCCUGCAGGGUAUCGCGGAUCUGACAGUGAAGGCCUCAGAACAGGCCGUGUUCAAGUGUGAGGUUUCUGACGAGAAGGUGACUGGCAAGUGGUACAAGAACGGCAUUGAGGUGCGGCCCAGCAAGAGGAUCACCAUCUCCCAUGUGGGGAGGACCCACAAGCUGGUGAUUGAUGACGUCCGUCCAGAGGAUGAGGGAGACUACACAUUCGUGCCUGAUGGCUAUGCUCUGUCUCUCUCAGCCAAGCUCAACUUCUUGGAAAUCAAAGUGGAGUAUGUACCUAAGCAAGAGCCACCAAAGAUCCACCUGGACUGCUCAGGGAAGACCUCAGAGAAUUCCAUUGUAGUCGUGGCUGGAAAUAAGCUGAGGAUGGAUGUAGCCAUCUCAGGGGAGCCCCCUCCCGUGGCCACCUGGCUGAAGGGAGACGAGGUGUUCUCGACCACGGAGGGCCGGACCCGCAUCGAGCAGCGGGUGGACUCUAGCAGCUUUGUGAUUGAGAGUGCCGAGCGGGCAGACGAAGGCCGCUACACCAUCAAGGUCACCAACCCCCUCGGCGAGGAUGUGGCUUCCAUCUUCUUGCGGGUUGUGGAUGUCCCAGAUCCUCCGGAGGCUGUGCGAGUCACUUCAGUUGGAGAGGAUUGGGCCAUCCUUGUCUGGGAGCCACCCAAGUAUGACGGGGGGCAGCCAGUCACUGGGUACCUCCUGGAGCGGAAGAAGAAGGGGUCUCACCGCUGGAUGAAGCUGAACUUUGAGGUCUUCACAGAGACAACUUAUGAAUCCACCAAGAUGAUUGAGGGUGUCCUCUAUGAGAUGCGGGUCUUUGCCGUCAACGCUAUUGGAGUCUCUCAGCCCAGCAUGUACACCAAGCCCUUUAUGCCUAUUGCACCCACAAGUGAACCCCUGCACCUGACGGUGGAGGAUGUGACAGACACCACCACCACACUCAAGUGGAGGCCUCCAAAUAGGAUUGGGGCAGGCGGCAUCGAUGGGUACCUGGUGGAGUACUGCCUGGAAGGCUCUGAGGAAUGGGUCCCUGCUAACACCGAGCCCAUGGAGCGAUGUGGCUUCACCGUCAAGGAUCUCCCAACAGGAGCGAGGAUCCUCUUCCGGGUCGUUGGGGUCAACAUUGCAGGUCGCAGUGAGCCGGCCACCCUGGCCCAGCCAGUUACCAUCCGGGAGAUUGUGGAGCAACCCAAAAUCCGUCUUCCCCGCCAUCUCCGCCAGACUUACAUUCGUAAAGUGGGAGAACACCUCAACCUUGUCAUCCCCUUCCAGGGAAAGCCUCGGCCCCAGGCAGUGUGGACGAAGGGUGGGGCGCCCUUGGACACCUCCCGAGUGCACGUGCGCACCAGCGACUUCGACACUGUGUUUUUUGUGCGCCAGGCAGCACGCUCUGACUCCGGGGAGUAUGAGCUGAGCCUGCAGAUCGAGAACAUGAAGGACACGGCCACCAUCCACAUCCGGGUUGUGGAAAAGGCAGGGCCGCCGGAGAACGUGAUGGUGAAGGAGGUGUGGGGCACUAAUGCUCUGGUGCAGUGGCAGCCCCCCAGAGACGAUGGGAACAGUGAGAUCACGGGGUACUUUGUCCAGAAAGCUGACAAGAAAACCAUGGAGUGGUUCAACGUCUAUGAACACAACCGGCACACCUGCUGUACUGUGUCUGACCUCAUCGUGGGCAACGAAUACUACUUCCGAGUUUUCAGUGAGAAUAUCUGUGGGCUCAGCGACUCACCUGGUGUCUCCAAGAACACAGCCCGCAUCCUCAAGACAGGAAUCACUUUCAAACCGCUUGAGUACAAAGAACAUGAUUUCCGAAUGGCUCCCAAGUUCUUGACGCCUCUAGUAGAUCGGGUGGUCGUGGCUGGAUAUGCUGCUGCUCUCAACUGCGCCGUUAGAGGCGACCCGAAGCCCAAGGUGGUCUGGAUGAAGAACAAGAUGGAAAUCCGUGAAGAUCCCAAGUUCCUGAUGACCAACUACCAGGGAGUCCUGACACUGAAUAUUCGCCGCCCCUCACCCUUCGACGCUGGGACUUACUCCUGUUGGGCCUUCAAUGAGCUGGGGGAGGCACUGGCCGAGUGCAAGCUGGAUGUCCGAGUGCUGCAGUGAAACUCUGGCUCCCACCUGUCAAGACAAUGCUGCUGAGUCCUAACCCCAAUCCCAGACCUGCCCAAACCAUGUUCUCCUUUCCCAAGUUAUCACUGAGAACAAAAUAGUGUUGUCUGGGGCUCUCA